UGUCAGCAUGUUACAUGUCUGCUUCACGUCCUUCACAAGUGUGCGUCAGUACACAUUUGCCUGAAAAUCUAACUUUCACCCACUCACACUAUUAGCACUUUCUUCCUUUUCUUCCCCAAAGAAAAAAACUAAACGACUCUGUUUCUCAUCUUUACAUCUCUCAUUUCAAAAAAAGAAUCACUUCUUCGAAUCUCCACAUCUACACGAUAAAUAACAGAGCGAGGAAGAGAGAAGAGCCGAGAGAGUAGAGAUGACGCGAAAAUAUUUUCAGAGAGAGGUGUUGCCGGUGACGGCGCUGGUAAUAAUGGAAUGUGCCAACGUGGGCUUAAACACUCUGUUCAAGGCAGCCACUUUACAAGGCAUGGGGUUCCAUGUCUUCAUCGUUUACUCUUAUGGUCUCGCUGCUCUUCUUCUCCUUCCUUCUCUUUUCUUCUCCUACAGAUUGAUGGAUUCUUGUUAAUUUGUCAGAUCAAGAACGCUUCCACCGAUGAAUUUCUCAAUUCUCUACAAAGUCGUGCUUCUUGGGUUAAUUGGAUGCUGCUCAAACAUAAUGGGCUACACAGGCAUUAACUAUAGCUCUCCAACACUUGCUUCUGCAAUCAGCAACCUCACUCCUGCGUUCACCUUCUUGCUGGCCAUCCUUUUCAGGAUGGAGAGUGUAUCUUUCAAGAGAACAAGUAGUGUGGCUAAAAUGUUAGGAACCAUAGUCUCCAUUGGAGGAGCAUUUAUUGUGACUCUUUACAAUGGUCCUGUGGUGAUCAAUAUGUCACCACCGUCCAUUUCUCUGAGAUCGCAAUCUCCAAACCACGAUUGGAUCAUUGGUGCGGGUUUUCUUGCCGUCGAGUAUUUCAUGGUUCCGUUGUGGUACAUUGUUCAGACUCAAAUCAUGAGAGAGUAUCCAUCCGAGUUCACCGUUGUUUGCUAUUAUAGCUUUGGAGUGAGCUUUUGGACCGGGCUGGUCACGUUGUUCACUGAAGGGAGUGACUUGAGUGCAUGGAAGAUAAAACCAAAUAUAGCUUUAGUAUCAAUCGUUUGCUCGGGAUUGUUUGGAUCUUGCAUAAACAAUACAAUCCACACGUGGGCGUUGAGGAUCAAGGGACCUUUAUUCGUUGCAAUGUUCAAGCCUCUGUCCAUUGCCAUUGCCGUCGCAAUGGGCGUGAUAUUCCUCCGGGAUUCUCUUUACAUCGGCAGCUUGAUAGGGGCAACGGUAAUAACCAUCGGGUUUUACACGGUGAUGUGGGGCAAAGCUAAGGAAAUGGCCUUAGUCGAAGAUGACAACAAGGCUAACAACGAGGAUGCUAACGAAGCUGACCUUGAUUCUCCAUCAGGUUCACAGAAGGCUCCUCUCUUGGAAAGUUACAAGAACGAUGAGCAUGUAUAAGUAUCAUCAACCAGUUAAUACAGCUCUCUAUAUUUGUGUUUGUGUAUGAAAAUUUGAUAUGUAAAAGUCUUUUAAUUUAUUUGACGAUACAAAUGUGAUCUUUAAUUUUAGGAAUCAAAUUUCUUCUAAUCACAAUUA
Messenger RNA from Brassica rapa (field mustard), 1519 nucleotides. Its product is annotated as WAT1-related protein At3g28050. The record is from RefSeq and is a predicted model, not a curated record. NCBI's taxonomy places the organism in Eukaryota, Viridiplantae, Streptophyta, Magnoliopsida, Brassicales, Brassicaceae. Gene Ontology annotation, cellular component: membrane. Gene Ontology annotation, molecular function: transmembrane transporter activity.